AUGUUUAGAUAUUUGAAACAGCAGAUCUACCCAAUUCGAAAUGCGAACAAUCUCCAUAAAUACACGGAAAUCUCAGAAAUUUCUCAAUUCAUCGAGGAAAACGAUUCGAAAUGCGAAAAAGAGUGGAAAUUUCUUCAAGAUGAAGACAUUGGAUUUUGUUAUCGAGCAUGGGCCACUCCAGGAAUCAGCUUCGAAAGCGCAAAAACGAUGUGUCGAUCCUAUGAUGCGAACGUCGUCUCAUCGAUAAGAUCACAUUCGGAAGAUGUGUUUGUGCAAAAUGUGGCUCUUGGUGCGCCUACCAUCACGAAAAUUUGGAUUGGACUUGAAAUGAAUUGGGGCCUUCGACAUUGGCAAAAUCGAGAUCCACACAUAACGUAUGGGACGGCAAUUUAUGGUGUUGAUUCACUGAAUCAAAGGGUUUCUGCUUUCAUGUCCGAUGAACAAAUGCGAUUUGUGGCUAAAUGCAUUCGUUGUAAGCAAAGAAAAAUGAACGGUUUAUGGUAUUUUGUUGGGUUGAAUGAAUCACUCAAUGAAACUUAUCGACCCGAUGGAGUUGUUUGCAAGAAAAGAAUUCGACGACCACCAAUCAAAUACACGAUAAAAUCCAAUGAAAGUUGUGACAUCGGAUGGGCUCACAAUGAGCAUACCGGCUUUUGCUAUUAUCUUCAGAACUACAAGCCUUUACUAAACGAAUCUCAACUAUUCACUUGGAAUGAAGCAGAGAGUGACUGCAAAAAACGAGGAUCUCAUUUAGUCUCAAUACACUCGUUGGAGGAAAGAGAAUUCGUGAAAGAUUUGAUCACAUCCGAUCUACAGUCACAACUACCCGAACAAAGUUGGUUUGACGGCUGUACGUUGGGUCACGGUGUUUGGAUCGGCUUGCACAGAGUGAAUGGCCGAAUAAUGAACACCGAUGGAAGUGCGAGUCGCUUUUUCCCUUCACUUCACUCUCAACAUGACGAAGACGGAUAUUGGUGGAUGUGCAAUGAUCGGGCGAAUACCUAUCCGGAAGCGAUACAAACGACAUAUGAUUGGGGACAGAAAUCAGUCGCUAUGCCACUUUUCCUAUUGCUGUUUUUAAUUCCCUCAUCAAUGAGUGACAUUGUUGAAGUCCCUCAAAUGUACGCAUUGGAUGACGAAAAUCCAUCGUUUGUUCUCUUCGGAAGUGAUGUGAGAAAUGGGUCCACAAUUUUGAUCGAUAUCGGCAAUUCGACCGAUUCUUUACAAGGCGGCGCCGGUCACGAGAUCGAAAUCGGAAUUUACGAUCCGAAAGCUACCAAAAACUUUUACGAGCUAUCCGCCUAUGAAAAUCCUCUAAUGUUCACCGUCAUCAACAAGGGAUAUUCGAGGGAAAGUUGCCACGAGUUUGAGAUUGAAAAUCUGGAUGUAAUUGGAAAUGGAUACAAUAAUCUGGUUAGUUAU
Molecule: messenger RNA, 1422 nt
Organism: Mesorhabditis belari
Lineage: Eukaryota; Metazoa; Nematoda; Chromadorea; Rhabditida; Rhabditidae
Source: the annotation of a GenBank genome assembly